Molecule: messenger RNA, 1740 nt
Organism: Telopea speciosissima
Lineage: Eukaryota; Viridiplantae; Streptophyta; Magnoliopsida; Proteales; Proteaceae
Product: AP-2 complex subunit mu-like
Exons: 13
Coding region: 128-1444 (438 amino acids)
Biological process (GO): intracellular protein transport; endocytosis
Cellular component (GO): cytoplasmic vesicle; clathrin adaptor complex
Source: RefSeq, a predicted model, not a curated record
UUGCGGAUCCAAAUAUAAAAGCCCUAGAUUCGAAAUCCCACCUCAGUCGCCUUCGUCGUUUCGAAGUUUUUCCGUUUUGAGUUUCUGAAGUCGCGAGGUUUGUCAGUCGCGAUCCACUGGAUCCGAGAUGCCGGUGGCGGCUUCGGCUAUCUAUUUUCUGAAUCUCCGCGGUGAUGUUCUCAUCAAUCGUCUCUAUCGGGACGAUGUCGGUGGGAAUAUGGUGGAUGCGUUCCGAAUGCAUAUAAUGCAAACAAAAGAACUUGGUACAUGUCCAGUUCGGCAGAUUGGGGGUUGCUCUUUCUUUUACAUGAGGAUCAGCAAUGUGUACAUCGUGAUUGUUGUCAGCAGCAAUGCUAAUGUUGCUUGCGCAUUCAAGUUUGUUGUUGAGGCUGUCAAUCUGUUUAAAUCUUAUUUUGGUGGAGCGUUUGACGAAGAUGCUAUCCGCAAUAACUUUGUUCUGAUUUAUGAGCUUUUAGAUGAAAUAAUGGACUUUGGUUAUCCUCAAAAUCUUUCUCCGGAAAUUUUGAAGCUUUACAUUACUCAGGAAGGAGUCCGCUCACCAUUCUCAUCCAAGCCUGCAGAUAAGCCAGUUCCUAAUGCUACUCUACAAGUUACUGGUGCUGUAGGCUGGCGAAGGGAAGGUCUUGUUUAUAAGAAGAAUGAGGUAUUUCUGGACAUCGUGGAAAGUGUCAAUCUUCUUAUGUCUUCAAAAGGUAGUGUUCUGCGUUGUGAUGUGACUGGGAAGAUCCUCAUGAAGUGCUUCCUGUCUGGCAUGCCUGAUUUGAAGUUGGGAUUAAAUGACAAAAUUGGUCUUGAAAAAGAAUCACAACUUAAAUCCCGUCCCGCUAAAAGUGGUAAGACCAUUGAGCUUGAUGAUGUUACAUUCCACCAAUGUGUAAACUUGACAAGGUUCAAUUCGGAAAAGACUGUUAGUUUUGUGCCACCUGAUGGGGAGUUUGAAUUGAUGAAGUACCGUAUUACUGAGGGUGUAAAUCUGCCAUUUCGAGUAUUGCCAACAAUCAAGGAAUUGGGUAGGACACGUGUGGAAGUAAAUGUCAAGGUUAAGAGUGUUUUUGGUGCGAAAAUGUUUGCUCUUGGAGUUGUUAUAAAGAUUCCAGUGCCGAAGCAAACAGCAAAGACGAGUUUCCAAGUUACAACUGGUCGAGCCAAGUACAAUGCUGCUAUCGACUGCUUGGUUUGGAAGAUAAGGAAAUUCCCUGGACAAACAGAACCAACUAUGAGUGCUGAAGUUGAGUUGAUUUCUACAAUCGCCGAAAAGAAGUCUUGGACUAGGCCACCCAUCCAAAUGGAAUUCCAGGUUCCAAUGUUUACAGCUUCAGGUUUACGCGUUCGGUUUCUCAAGGUGUGGGAGAAGAGCGGAUAUAACACUGUUGAGUGGGUUCGAUAUAUUACCAAAGCCGGGUCAUAUGAAAUUAGAUGCUAGAGAUGUGAAGAUUUCAGAUGUUUCUUUAAAGACUUGUUGGGGGUAAGCAUUUGUGAGCCUGUGACAGCCAAGGUCACCAGGUUCCAAGGAUUAAUGCUGUCUGUUGCAUAAAAUAGAGUCCAUAACCCCCCUAAAAGGUGCAGCUUGUGUUCUAUGUUCUUGUAUUACUAGAGCUGUCUUUUGUCGUUGCAGUAUAAUUCUGUCAAUAGAAUGAUAAUUGGAGUGGGAAUUUGGUUCAUUCCUGGUUUUGUAUAGGCUAGUGCUCAUCAAUAUUUGUAUGACAAAUUUUCUGUUUU